Messenger RNA from Suillus plorans, 480 nucleotides. RefSeq lists its product as uncharacterized. The record is from RefSeq and is a predicted model, not a curated record. NCBI's taxonomy places the organism in Eukaryota, Fungi, Basidiomycota, Agaricomycetes, Boletales, Suillaceae. The coding region runs from base 1 to 480 and encodes 159 amino acids. The transcript is spliced from 2 exons.
AUGUCCUUCGACUUCUCUACUCCACCUACCGGUUCUCAGCCACGGGCGUUAUCAUCCUUCCAUUUAUCUGGUCCGCUCAAUGAUUCCCAGCCAGGAAGUCCUUCGAAUUCGAGCUUGCUGAUGAGCCCUUCUGCCUACCUACGCACUCCUGGAUCCCCACCUUCAAGUUCACACCAACCACAAAUUGACCCAAAUCUAUUCGCAAACGAGUUAUCCGCCCUCUUUGUGGACGCACUCGCCAACCAAUUUGGCCUUGGCGAUGCAGAACAGGACUUACGGAAAAACCUACAUGGUUUUGCUAAGCUCGGUCAUGGACUGAGCAAAUCUGACCUUGCAACUAGAACUUAUCUCCUUGGCAGUAUAUUCUGCAUUCUCAAGGAACAGCGCAUAAUUACUGCCUCUCACCAAUCAACACAACAACUUCUCGCAGAUUUACAAAUCCGUCUCGAAACCACAUUUUCACUUAGUCCUGAGCAAUGA